CGGUUCUCUUGAAGUACUCACGGGCACAUCACAACCACCACGACUAUCCCGAGCCGCUCAGUUCCGCAUAGGCGGUGCAAUAUCUGGGCCGGGCAGGGAGACAUAUCAACCUGAGUUCCCAGUACCGUCCGAGAACACCCUCGACAUUGUUAUUGGACGGUCUUAGCAAUCGGAUACAGAGGCCAGAUAACGUCUUGGUUAUCAGUUUCCCCAAUCAAUGUCUCGACGAAUCCACUUGGAGGCGGGAUCUUCGCAGCUUCCGGAACGCGAACCUCUGCUAAGUUCGGACGACGAGAACGGCGGCAUAACGAAGAAGACGUAUGCGUCCGUAGACGUACAAGCCGUCGCGCUCAUAGAAGAUGAAGCAUUACUGAUAGAUGCCGAUGAAUCUCCGCGCAAGCGUCAGCUAGGUCCUACUAGCGCAGCUUCGUUGAUAUUCAACAGAGUCAUCGGGACAGGCAUUUUCGCAACUUCGAGCGUCAUCCUCCGCUCGUCGGGGAGCGUUGGGCUAUCGCUAAUCAUGUGGCUCCUCGGCGCGACCGUUGCCCUGUGUGGGACGGCGGUGUACAUGGAACUUGGAACGGCGCUUCCCAAGAAUGGAGGCGAGAAGAACUACCUUGAAUUCAUCUUCAGGCGGCCAAAGCUUCUAGUUACCUGCAUAUAUGCGUUGUAUGCAGUGCUUACGGGCUGGCAAGCUGCUUCCUGUUCCGUAUUCGGAGAAUACACUCUGCAUGCCCUCGACCCCACUGGAACGCCGUCUCCAAGCGUCGCCCGUGCUGCCGGGGUGUUGUGCAUCACAUUCGCCCUCCUCUUGCACGGAACGGCGCUCAAGGCGGGCCUGCGUCUGCAGAACGUGCUGGGCAUCUUCAAACUGCUGGUCCUCACAGCGAUCGCCCUGAGCGGUCUCGCUUCUCUACUCCGCAUCCCCGGAUUUAAGCUGGAGAACCCUCCGAAGAACUUCGAAUGGUCCACGAUGUGGGAUGGGAGCCUCAGCGGCGGCGCGAAUGCGUUCGUGACGGGACUCUUCAAUGUGAUCUGGUGCUUCAUCGGAUAUUCGAACGCGAACUACGCCCUCGCCGAGAUCCAGGAUCCGGUCAGGACGAUGAAACGCGCCGCUCCUUUGGCCAUGCUCUCCGUCACGCUGGUCUAUAUGCUUGUCAACGUCGCAUACUACGCGGUCGUCGAUAAGGCAGAGAUCGUCGGAAGUGGACGGAUUGCAGCUGCGCUAUACUUCGGGAAGCUGUGGGGCGUAGGUGCCGAAAGGAUUGUAAGUGUGAUCGUGGCGCUGUCAACACUUGGGAAUAUCCUUGCAGUGCUCUUUACGCACGGCCGAGUGGUUCAGGAGCUUGGGAGGGAAGGUGUCCUGCCCUUCUCCUCCCUCUUCGCUAGUAAUAAGCCAUUCAAUGCGCCUUUGGGCGGCCUUUUCGAGCAAUGGCUCGUGACGACUGCUAUCGUCCUUCUUGUACCGCCGGGAGACGCGUAUCUUUUCAUGCUCAGCCUGUCGUCCUACCCCCUCGCACUGAUCAACAUGUUCAUCUCCGGAGGUCUCCUGUUCAUCCACUUACCCGAUGCAUGGCUUACCAAGCCGCUACAAGCACUUCGCGCAUCUUACGACUGGCACCCUCCCUUUCGCGCGUGGACACCGGUCGUCUUUUUCUUUUUCGUCUCGAACGUCUUCCUCGUCGCCGUACCCCUCAUCCCACCUGCGCGCAGCUACAAGGUGUACGAUCACUUGCCAUACUGGCUGCACGUCUUGGUUUCUUGGCUGAUCUCUCUCGGAGGAGUGGCGUAUUGGUACUACUGGGUGGUGUGGGGGCCCAGGAGAGGCGGCUACGUCCUCGUUAGAGACUGGGUCAGAGACGACGAUGGUUCGACUAGGAGAGUGGUGAGGAAGGUGCAGGUAGCAGCCUUUGAUGAGUCUGAUGAGAGCCAACGCGAUGCGCCUCUACGAUGACCUCGAAGCGCUCCCUCCACGAAACGCAAAUCCGUAGCAAUUUCUGGCGCCAAGUCGUUCUCCCAUCGAUUGACAGAGCGGGAGCAUCAAGGAAUGGGACACAGUGGGGCCACCAUCGUCAGAGAGGUGUGUGCUGAGGAUUCGGCUGCAAGGUUGAAUCUUCUGGGGUUUUCGUGCGUGACCAGUAAGACGACGCGCGACUUAACGUACUUGCCAUAUUCGGAUGGCACACUUGAGCCGCGAUGACGUCGGGGUAGGAGUAGCUAUGAUGCAACCCGUUCCACUGCAAGCCACGUCCUGUCCACGGCCAGGUAUAUAGACCCCUAAUGUCAGCCCAGACGAGCCUCACAACAGCACUCUUGCAAUCUUGCUUCUAACACUACCGCUUACUAUUUCUUGUACGACAACACGACCAACACAAUGUCCGACUCUCUCACGGACCAGCGCCACAACGAUUUCGUCGGCGGUGAAGCCAGCCGGGGACGCAUCCCUGGGGCCGACAAGGCUACCACUGGCCACAACUUCGUUGCGGUUGGCGAGCUCUCUGGUCAAAAGAGACAUGCGCACCGUGCGGAGGAGCACCUGCCUCCUUCGACCGGCCGUGACGCCCCGCCCGCAGGUGGCGUAGCACCCGGUACUCGCGCUGCCGUCGCAGGGAACCUGCCAUCUGACAUCCUCAGCGCGAGAGGGAACGCACCGCGUCAACCCUCACCGGUACGCCGUACCGACGGCACCCC
Molecule: messenger RNA, 2691 nt
Organism: Dichomitus squalens LYAD-421 SS1
Lineage: Eukaryota; Fungi; Basidiomycota; Agaricomycetes; Polyporales; Polyporaceae
Product: APC amino acid permease
Exons: 16
Coding region: 218-1954 (578 amino acids)
Biological process (GO): amino acid transmembrane transport
Cellular component (GO): membrane
Molecular function (GO): L-amino acid transmembrane transporter activity
Source: RefSeq, a predicted model, not a curated record